UGUCUAAUAAUGCAAUUCCAAGUAUGCAUGUGCCUCUGUAUUGCCGAUUUCGUGAAGUGUAUCAUCAUUUCACAUGAAGUGUAUUAUCAAAUCCUCCAGCCUCAGGCACUGGUGUAAAAAGUUUUCUCAACUAACAUCAAACAUCUUUAUCCAAGAUGCCCAACCUCUCAGAAAAAGUGGCGAUCGUCACAGGCGCCAGCUCAGGCAUUGGCGCUGCCACGGCUGAACACUUUGCAUCACUGGGUGCGAGGGUGGUGCUGGCUGGACGUAACGAGGAUCGUCUGAAGGAGGUGGCCGACAAGUGUCACGCGGCAGGAGCUGCGGCCGAUCAGGUCCUCACAGUUGCUGGAGAUGUGUGCAGGGAGGAGUACUGCCAGCAGCUUGUCAGCGACACCAUCAAACACUUUGGCCAGCUCGACAUACUGGUGAACAGCGCCGGCGUUCUGGUCGGAGGCCCACUGGAAUCUCUUAGUUUGGAGCAGUACGACAAACAGAUGGAAAUCAACUGCCGUUCAGUGGUCUGUCUCAGUCAGUUGGCCAUUCCGCAUUUGGUGAAGACCAAGGGCAACAUCGUCAACGUCUCCAGUGUCACGGGGACGAGAUCUUUUCCGGGCGUCAUGGCUUACUGCAUGUCCAAGUCUGCAGUGGACCAGCUGACGCGAUGCGCCGCUCUGGAGCUGGCAGACCGUGGGGUGCGAGUCAACGCAGUCAACCCCGGGGUUAUCAUCACAGAGCUUCACACUCGCUCUGGAAUGGGACCCGAGAAGUAUAAGAACUUCUUGGAGCACUGCAAGUCGACGCACGCUCUCGGUCGUCCAGGAGAAGUGAUGGAAGUGGCCAAGCCGAUCGUGUUCCUAGCCUCGGAUGAUGCUUCGUUCAUCACGGGUCAAACGCUGGGAGUGGAUGGUGGGCGUAGCGUCAUGUGCCCAAGAUAGAUCGACUUGCCUUCCCGGAACAGUAGUAGUGCUGGGAAUGGUUUCAUCAUUCCCAAUGGGCUGUUCUGACGUGCGUUGAAUGCACUUGUCUGAUGUCGGGUAAUUACGUGAUGUAGCUGGGAGCGUGAUAAGGCUGAUGAUCGGUGUUAUCUUUGAUGGGUAUGUUUCAUUGGGUAUUAGUUCUCAGGUAUGUUUAAUCUAACAGGUACGUUUUUAUCAGGUUGUCAUGGAAAUACGUACGUUUGUGCCUAUUUGCGAACGUAUUCAGAGUGGCAUGGAUUUACGAUGCUUGGUCUUGACCUGAAGGUAUAUGAAACAGAUUUCUUAGAUAAAUACACACUAACCGCUUCAAGGAAACAA
Messenger RNA from Amphibalanus amphitrite, 1295 nucleotides. RefSeq names its product glucose 1-dehydrogenase-like. Lineage: Eukaryota; Metazoa; Arthropoda; Thecostraca; Balanomorpha; Balanidae. The record is from RefSeq and is a predicted model, not a curated record. Bases 156 to 935 code for a protein of 259 amino acids. Gene Ontology annotation, molecular function: oxidoreductase activity. The transcript has 2 exons.